Toxotes jaculatrix (banded archerfish) is the source of this 2271-nucleotide messenger RNA. Its product is annotated as deoxynucleoside kinase. The transcript has 8 exons. The record is from RefSeq and is a predicted model, not a curated record. Gene Ontology annotation, biological process: nucleobase-containing compound metabolic process. Gene Ontology annotation, molecular function: ATP binding; deoxyguanosine kinase activity. The coding region runs from base 783 to 1589 and encodes 268 amino acids. NCBI's taxonomy places the organism in Eukaryota, Metazoa, Chordata, Actinopteri, Toxotidae. Gene Ontology annotation, cellular component: mitochondrion; cytoplasm.
GUGUGUGUGUGUGUGAGUGUGUGUCUGUCUGUCUGUCUGUCUGUCUGUCUGUGUGUGAGUGUGUGUGGUGUGUGCGUGUGUGUGUGUGAGUGUGUGUGGUGUGUGUGUGUGUGUGUGUGUGUUCUGAGGUGAUGCGACGCCUCGACUCAGAAUAACAGCUGGAGUGAAUCCGCUGCAGGUGAAGGAGACGCGCUGAGAGCUGGUUCCCCUGGUCCGGACUGUCCGGACACGGGUCACCUGCCUGGCCCAGCCCCUCCCUAACCCCCUGCAGUGGGAUGUAAUAUGUACAGUGGCAGGUUUCUCAACCAGUGGGUCACGAGAUUCCGGGGGUCUGCUCAUGGUAAUGGAGAAAAAAUUAAAAUAAUAUUUUUAAUAUUUUAGGCUGUUUUUAUUUUUUUUUGUUCCAUCACUGAUGCUGAUGCUUCGCUCUGUGCUGCGUAAAAUACAUUUUAUCGAUACGUCGGUAGAUUAAUAUCAGGUUUUGAUUGUUUGUGAUCUGCUGUUAAAAUUGAGGUCAUCGAUAGCCGAACAUUGGAAACAGGGUCGGAGUGAGAGCUCCGUAUUUCAGCUUCAGAAACACGAUCAGAGUGAGACAUCUUCGCUUGUGUUGCAAUAAAAUAUUUCUGCUCCGUUUAGUCCCGCCCCCGGAAGCGGAACUCUCCCCGCGCGCGGAAUUUAAGUGAAGGAGCAGCUCGCGCUCGCACAGUCGGUUUCCCUCCUCGCGGACAAUAAACAUAGGAAAACAAUAAAAGAUCGAUAACCUUCAUCGGACUGAUUAAAACAUGGCGACACCACCGAAGAGGCUGUGCCGCGUGCCCGCCAGCCCGUCGCUGAGCGGCAGCUUCCUCCGCACGCACAAGAAAAUCUCCAUCGAGGGAAACAUCGCUGCGGGGAAGUCGACGUUUGUGCGUCUCCUGCAGGCGGCGUCAGACGACUGGGAGGUGAUUCCUGAGCCCAUCGGAAAAUGGUGCAACGUCCAGAACGACAGUGACGACAUUUACCAGGAGCUGAGUUCCUCUCAGAAGAGCGGGGGAAACCUGCUGCAGAUGCUGUACGACAAACCCAGCCGCUGGUCCUACACCUUCCAGAGUUAUGCGUGUCUCAGCAGAGUUCGCUCACAGCUUCAGCCUCCGUCAGUCAAACUUCAGCAGGCUGAAAACCCCGUUCAGUUCUACGAACGCUCCGUGUACUCGGACAGGUAUGUGUUUGCUUCCAACCUGUUUGAGUGUGGCAGCCUGUCAGACACAGAGUGGAGUGUUUAUCAGGACUGGCACACCUGGUUACUGAACCAGUUCGAACCUGAGAUCGCACUUGAUGCCAUCAUCUACCUGAGGGCCCAGCCACAGCGCUGUAUGCAGCGGUUGCUCCACCGGGGCCGGGAGGAGGAGCAGGGGAUUCCUCUGGAGUAUCUGGAGCAGCUUCACUUCAAACAUGAAGCCUGGCUGCACCACAGGAGCCUCAGGUUGGACUUCGAUUACCUGAACAAUCUACCUGUUCUGAUUCUGGACGUCAAUGACGACUUCAAGAACGACCGCAUCAGACAGGAAUCCAUCAUCGACAAGGUCAGAGAGUUUCUCACCACGCUAUAGAACCAUCCAUCAGUCGAGCAGCGGACGCAUCUGAUUGGACGAUCUUUGGAAAUGUUUCUGUCCAUGAAUUUUUUUUAGUAAUUUGUUUAUAUCUUGUAGAUAAAGUAAGUGUGUGUGUGUGUGUGUGUGAGUGUGUGUGUGAGUGUGUGUGAGUGUGUGUGUGAGAGUGUGUGAGAGUGUGUGAGAGUGUGUGAGUGUGUGUGAGUGUGUGUGAGUGUGUGUGAGUGUGUGUGAGUGUGUGUGCUGGUUUGUCCUGAGCGUGAGCUGUCACACUUGAUGUUUUUCUGCUCAGAUUUUCUUUUGACAUUUUUUCUGUUUUUUUAAAUUAAGUUUUUACUUUUUUACUUUUUAAAUACUAACUCUACUUUUUUUAACUUCUCCUCUGAUGCCAUCACACCAGACUUCAGUUAAAAAUCUACUGUUUUACAAGCUCUUCCUCACAUUAGAACAGAGGAACCAAACACUGUACUACAGGGCGUUGCAGUAUUAACACAGUAUUGCAGUACAGUGUGUACUGACACUGGCUGCAGUGUUUUGUCUCUGUUCUAACAUGAAAUGAUGAAAUACAUCAGAGUUUGAACCUGCUGCUGAUUUUUAAAUCUGGAAGAUUUCAGUAGUAUUUCCUCAGGAUUUAGAGGCAGCUGUGGUUUCUGGUUGUAAAUAAAGUUUAUUGUUCUCAGUG